UCCUGGUUUAAUUUGACUUUAAAGGGGAAAAGGCUUUUCAGCAUAUGUAGCCAACUACAAGCAAGUCAUACAUAUGCCUACAGAUUCCACGUUUCCUUAAUACCCUACAUUUCUGCACUUUUAUUUUCUACAUAGUAACAGGAUUUGGAAACUAAUGCUGCAGCCUGAUACUAACUUAAUUUAUUUGGACUUCCUUAGAUUUGGGUGGGACUCAUGUCCAAGUUUACAGGCUAUGGGCUAAAUAUUUAGUUUUCUUCUUCACACUUUAUUUUUAAGGCUUUCUCCCUUCUGCCAUAAUGAGAAGGGGAACAUUAGCACUUGUAAGAAAGAAGGAACUACAGUGUUUUAAGGAAGUGUGCAUUUUGAAAAAGAGAACAAAUUAUGUUUAGCCAGAAAGAUGAAAGUACUGAAUGAAAGAGAUACUUUAUAAAGAAAUUGCAUGCAAUGUUUUGCUUUCAGGUUUUUAUUUUAUUAUGGCCUGGAAGUUAAUCAGAUUUGCACAAAACUAUCUCCCAGGCUUCAGACUCGUCCCAUUCUCCUAUCUUAUUUCAUCGUCAUGAACAUAUAUGAUUCAUUACCGUCCAAACUGAGGAAUAGCAGUGAUGUAAGUGAACUGACGUACGAUCUGUCAUGUGAACUCUACAGGAUGUCCACCUUUUCAACUUUCCCUCAGAAUGUACCUGUAUCUGAAAGGAGUCUCGCCCGUGCUGGUUUCUAUUACACUGGUGUGAAAGACAAAGUAAAAUGUUUUAGUUGUGGCUUGAUGUUGGAUAACUGGAAAAAAGGUGACAAGGCUCUGGACAAGCAUAAGCAACUCUACCCUAGCUGCAACUUUGUGAAGAGUUUGACUCCAUUGAACAUUCUCGGUUCAUCAUUUAAUUCUGCCUUUUCACCUCCAACUGCCUUUGGCCUUUCUUCUUCACAUUCCCCGACACCAGCAGCAAAUAUGGAUCAAGUUGGCUAUUUCAGUGGAAGCUUUUCAAGCUUUCCUCAUGAUCCAGUCACAUCCAGGGCAGUUGAAGACUUGUCCCAUUUGAGACCUAAAACAGUCAAUUAUGCAAUGAGUGCAGAGGAAGACAGACUGCACACUUUUGAGUCAUGGCCACUGACAUUUCUGUCACCAUCUUCUUUGGCAAAAGCUGGAUUUUAUUACAUUGGGCCUGCGGACAAGGUGGCUUGUUUUGCCUGUGGUGGUCAACUGAGUAACUGGGAGCCUAAGGAUAAUGCCAUGUCGGAACAUCGGAGGCACUUUCCAAACUGCCCUUUUGUGGAACAAAUGUGUGACCAGACCAGUUUCACAGUCUCCAAUAUGAGCAUGCAGACCUACGUAAUGCGCCUCAACACUUUCAAAAGCUGGCCAGCUGCAGUUCCAGUUCAGCCACCGCGGCUUGCAGAUGCUGGCUUCUAUUAUGUGGGUCGCAAUGAUGAUGUUAAAUGUUUCUGCUGUGAUGGUGGACUCAGGUGUUGGGAGUCUGGGGAUGAUCCAUGGGUAGAACAUGCUAAAUGGUUUCCAAGAUGUGAGUACCUGCAGCAUAUGAAAGGACAGGAGUUUGUCCAACAGAUUCAAGUAAGAUUCCCCCAUCUUCUUGAACAGCUGUUAUCCACCUCAGAUACACCUGUGGAUGAAAAUGUUGAGCCAAUUAUUCAUUUUGGACCUGGUGAGAAUGCUUCAGAAGAUGCAAUCAUGAUGAAAACCCCAGUGGUUGAAGCUGCCUUGGAGAUGGGAUUCAGCAAAAGACUAGUCAAGCAGACUGUUCAGAGUAAAAUCUUAACAACCGGAGAGAAUUAUAAAUCUGUAAAUGAUCUUGUGUCCGACCUCAUUGCUGCAGGAGAUGAGAAGAAUGAAGAAGAGAAGGUGGUGCAAGCAGAGGAAGUGACAUCAGAUCUGUCCUUAAUCAGGAAGAACCGAAAUGCAUUGUUUCAGCGCUUGACAUGUGUGCUUCCUAUCCUUGAAAGUUUAUUAACAUCCAAAGUAAUAACUGACAUUGAAUACCAUGUUAUUAAACAAAAAACCCAGACACCACUGCAAGCGAGAGAACUGAUUGAUACCAUCUUGGUGAAAGGAAACACAGCUGCAAACAUAUUCAGAAACUGUUUACAAGAGUGCGAUUUUGUAUUAUACAAAGACUUGUUCGAGGAGAAGAAAAUGCCUUAUAUUCCGACAGAAGAUGUUUCAGGCCUGCCCAUGGAAGAACAGCUGAGACGAUUGCAAGAAGAGAGAACAUGCAAAGUUUGCAUGGACAAGGAAGUGUCCAUUGUCUUCAUCCCAUGUGGCCACUUAGUUGUGUGUAAAGAAUGUGCCCCUUCCCUUAGAAAAUGCCCUAUAUGCAGAGGGACAAUCAAGGGCACAGUGCGGACAUUUCUUUCAUGAAGGGCAUAAAAUGAGUUUGAUCAGGAAGAUCCUCACACUGCAGCCCAGUGGGCACUUUUUUGGGUCAGUUAUUGUUUCUCAAAUGACUGGAUUGCUAAUCCAGUCUAGCUUUCUAGUGCCUUGGAGCCAAAUGUUACUAAAGAUGGGGGUGAGCAACCUUGCAGGGUGUGUUACAGUUUGUGGUUCACAAAAGUAGUUGUUGAUUAUUUGUUAACCUAUUGGGAAGCUUGCUGACAUGUAUAACUGGUUAGUCUAAAAUAUAUUUUAUAUAGGCCACAUUUGAGGAACCUGUAGCUUUACCAUAUGUUGUUUUAGUGCAGCUCCCAUUAACCUUAGCCGUAGGCCCUGCUAACUGUGAGUGACGCGGGAGCUGGAGUCUAAUGGCUCCCAGGAAUUUGCAGGUUCCCCAUCCCUGAUAACUGACUGAAUUAUGAGCAGAAGUUUGAUAAUUGAAGCAUCUAUGCAGGAUUGCUUGAGUUGGUCAUAGGACAAGCUAUAUACCACCAAGAUGCAAUGCAAAAGACUUGUGCUACGUUGCUUUAUACAUGAUCUGAUAAUGUUAAAAAAUUAUUUGUGAAAUAAACUUAAUAUUAAAAGUUGUUCAAGGAA
Podarcis raffonei (Aeolian wall lizard) is the source of this 2980-nucleotide messenger RNA. It is a transcript of the gene BIRC2, whose product is annotated as baculoviral IAP repeat containing 2. The coding region runs from base 440 to 2371 and encodes 643 amino acids. The record is from RefSeq and is a predicted model, not a curated record. The transcript has 8 exons. NCBI's taxonomy places the organism in Eukaryota, Metazoa, Chordata, Lepidosauria, Squamata, Lacertidae. Gene Ontology annotation, biological process: regulation of apoptotic process. Gene Ontology annotation, cellular component: cytoplasm; nucleus.